GUAAUGUCUUAGUACAUAGUUCAUGUCAUUGAACUACCUUACCUACUUUCGUAAGUAGGUGAGUAUUUCUACACUUAAAUCUCACAAAUUAAGCGGAAAUUACAGUAUUUGCCCACAUUGGCUUUUGAAUUCUAGGCAGUUUAUCUCCGGGGGGGGAAUGUUGUUUUCUGCUGAGCAGUCUUGGCUUGCUCCUUCCCGGAGGCACCCGGUGUACUUCAACCCCAGAACUGGAAAGUACGACAGGUGGUAACUGCCCAUAUGAAACUAGCCAGUGGAACUGUUCCCCGUCCGUCUUCAGUAAGUUAAACGUCAAAUAGUCACGCAUGACUGAAGCCCCCAAGUUCUUUUUCCUCCACUCAGUGGUACCCAGCGUCAUGCACUGGGAAUUAUCAGCUUGAAAGACAAGAAUACGCCAAGAUGCCUCCUAAGAGGGGAACCAAAAGAAAGGCAGACACCGAACCUGAUUCUCCUUCGGAUGUGCCGAACGACGUCUUCGUCGAUGACGAGCCAAGGCGAGCGACACACGCGCCAAAUCGCGCCAGAGGCAAAAGUCUUUCCCGCCUUGCGAAGGAUGAUGACGAUGGAGGCUAUGAAGGUGCUCUCGAUUUCGAGGGAUGGACAAAAUGGCUAGAGAAGCUCAGCAAGAGCGAAAGGAGACAGUCCAAGAACCAACUCGAUAACUUCCAGAACAAGGUUGACAAGCAAGCCAAUCAAGUUCGAGCUCUUCUCGACACACGAGAGAGUAGAAUGAAACAACACAACCAAGAUUUGGCGGGAGCCUUCGGAGAGACCUAUUCUGCAGCGAUCCAGCCGGCUGCUUCACCCCAUUUGCCGUAUCAACAGUUGAAGGGGAUUGGCAGAGAGAGAUCCGAGCUCUUCCAUGCAGCACAGGCAAUCAUCGGAGAUAGCCAUGCACUUCUCAAGCUGUACAAAGACACAGAUGAAGGUCUCAAGUCCCGACAGCUUGAAACGCCUGCCACUGUCUGGAAGAAGGAUAAGGAUGACCUCAAAGAGGUUCUCGCUUGUGGACGCGAAAUCGGCGAGAAUCUCGUCGAGCGCCAUUUGGCUCCACGCACCCAUUCCCAGCCGGAUCCAAACUUGAGCAAGGAGAGUGAGCAUUUCAAGACGGCCUUAGAACUCUUCAAAGACAGCCGCAAUGCACUGGAGGGUGAGAGCUGGGGCACGGUAGCAGCUGAGCAGGUCAAACGACUCAAGAACCUAGCUAUCACAAUCCCGUCGAAGCAUUUCAAAUGAACAGUUCUCUUCGCGACGUAAGAGGUACUUUGCUAAGGGUAUCACAGGGUAUCACAUGGUAUAUAGCUGACGGACACAAAUUGGUGCUAACAUAUACGGCAAAAGAUUCCGAGAUUGCAAGAAUAUGAAGAGGGGUUGAGAUAAGAUAGACAGUAGAAAAUUAAUAAGAAAAAACACAACAUGAUGGAUCGUUACACUUUGGGCUUGAGGUCCUAUCGAAGA
This is a messenger RNA of Pseudomassariella vexata, 1476 nucleotides long. RefSeq lists its product as uncharacterized. The record is from RefSeq and is a predicted model, not a curated record. The transcript has 4 exons. NCBI's taxonomy places the organism in Eukaryota, Fungi, Ascomycota, Sordariomycetes, Amphisphaeriales, Pseudomassariaceae. The coding region runs from base 418 to 1254 and encodes 278 amino acids.